Molecule: messenger RNA, 1249 nt
Organism: Batrachochytrium dendrobatidis JAM81
Lineage: Eukaryota; Fungi; Chytridiomycota; Chytridiomycetes; Rhizophydiales
Exons: 2
Coding region: 1-1083 (360 amino acids)
Biological process (GO): cellular response to glucose starvation
Molecular function (GO): protein serine/threonine phosphatase inhibitor activity
Source: RefSeq, a predicted model, not a curated record
AUGGCUACUAAUGAAGAUUCUCAAACCGACUCUCUGCGCAGCCUGUUGGGCUCCAUCACCUGUAAGGAGUUGAUGGACCGCUCAAAGAGUAUGCGUUCUUCCAAUCCCACUGCCUUGAACUCGCCAGAACAUCCUAUUUGCUUUGAUUCGGAGCUGACAGUGCAAGAAGCCUGUUCUGCUUUAGCCAAGCAUAAGAUUAGCUCUGCUCCAAUAUAUGGUUCCCAGGAAGGUGGUUUCAUUGGUAUGCUGGACUACAGGGACUUGGUUGCUUACGUUCUUGCUGUCUUACAUAAGAUUCCCCAUGAUGUUGCGUAUGAUGCUGAAAUGGACACUUCUGAUAUUGUCAAGCGUGCUCUCACUCAAGGCCAUGCCAAUGUGCCUGUCAAACUACUUGCCAACAUGUCACUUCACAAUCCCCUGGUAGUCGUUGAUGCCAAUUCCCCCGUCAUUGAUGCCAUUGGUGAAUUUGUUCGUGCCAAGGUCCAUCGCGUAGUUGUUCUGGACAAGACCACUACUGGAAAGCCUAACUUCCUUGGCAUUCUAUCCCAGUCGUCCAUCAAUGCAUUUGUUGCUUUGAAAUUUGGAAAAUUAUCUCCUGAUCGCCUUCCCAACUCUGUUUGGUCGAUUGGUAAUAAGACUAUCGCCGAUCUUGACUUGGUUCAGGGUGAAGUGAUUUCUGUUCUUCCCGAAGACACUGUUGUUGAAGCCCUUUAUCGCAUGCACAAUGCUCGGAUCUCGUCCAUUGCGAUCAUCACUAAAACUGGCGAUAGAGAUGACAUGUGGGGAUCUAUUAGUAUGACUGAUAUCAAAGACGUUCUUGGACGUAGACGUGGCUGGUCGCAACUAUUGCAGCCUUGCAAAUCCUUUUUCACUAGUAUUCGCAACAUGCAGUCUCUAGAAAACUCUGGCAGAGAUUCUGUGCCUUCAUUUGUUGUGCAUCCAACCACUCCUGUCAUUACUGCGAUUGAGAAGAUGGCUGCUACUCACACGCAUCGUGUAUGGGUAGUCAGUGCUGAUAACAGAUCUCAAUGCGUUAUUGGUGUACUGACAUUGUCUAAUGUCAUGCCAUUGCUGCUCCAUUAAAUCUGCCCAGUCUUGUUACUUUUGGGUGAGGGAUGGACUUGUUUCUCAAUCUCUGGCUCGUAUCUCUUUAGCAAGCUAUAAAGCACUUGCACUUGUUUUUUCCAUAUGCACUUUAAACUGUUUUUCACUUUCCAAUUAUGAAUACAGGAUUGCUUUUUAAUGGAUA